GGAAAAGUAGUCGCGGUAUUACGGCAGUUCACAUAGAAUAAUGUCAUAGGUCAUCUGGGUUCAAGCAUACGAGGCCUAAGUUCUAUAAGACCAGCCAAAGAAGACAUCAAUUUUGAGGGGAUUAGGUCUUUGGACCUACGAAUUUUGACUUGGGUGAAAAAAUCCUAAGCCAAACAUUUUUGAGAGCCUUCCAUUAAAAUGGAUGACAGUACAAAAGGGUCUGGUGGGCUAACACCAAAAGAGACUCAGACUGAUGUGAAAAGCACCAUAACUUUCUCCAUCAAUGGGGAAUCAUUUUCAGUGACCAAUGAAUACGACCCAGCCACUUCCCUGUUGGAGUUUAUGAGACAGUCUGGCGUCUCUGUUGGAACAAAAGGCUGCUGCUAUGAAGGAGGAUGUGGUGUUUGUCUUGUGACUGUCAAACUGCUUGACCCUUUGACAGGCAACAAAAGAUCUUAUAGCUUGAACUCAUGCUGCCUUCAGCUAUACACAUGUGAUGGAAUGGAGAUUACCACAGUAGAGGGGCUGGGAAAUACUUCUGCUGGCUUACAUCCUAUCCAGCAGAGAAUAGCAUCAAUGAAUGGUAUUCAGUGCGGGUACUGCACACCUGGUCAGAUCAUGAAUAUGUAUGGACUCCUGCAGUCCAACCCCACCCCAUCUAUGAAAGAUGUAGAGGAUGCAUUUGAUUCCACCAUCUGCAGGUGUACAGGAUACCGUCCAAUAUUGGAUGCCAUGAAGUCAUUUGCAUCAGAUGCUCCAAGUUCAAUUAGUCGAGGGAUUAUUGACAUUGAGGAGUUAGAUGGCAAGUUAUGUAGGAAAACAAAUCAAGCUUGUGUUGGGCAUUGUGGCACUAAAGAUUGUGACAACAGAAUAGCAAAACCUGUGCACAUAGUUGCUGGCAGAGCUCAGUGGUUCAAGCCCUUGAAUCUGGCAGAGUUAUGUCCCCUGCUCCAGCAGUAUGUCAAUUAUAACUACAGGCUUGUUUUUGGAAAUACUGGCUUUGGAGUCUACAAGGAUGUUGGACCAUGGAAUUAUAAUAUUCUUAUAGACAUCAGAGGAAUGAAUGAACUCUACACUGUGGAUCUGACCCCCAGUGACCACAUUGUUGUUGGAGCUAAUUUGACCCUCACAAAUUUAAAAGAACUUUUGGCCAAAAACACUGAUCCAGAGCUACCAUAUGCUUCCAAUUUUGUAGAUCACUUACAAUUCACUGCAUCUAACGGUAUCAGAAAUCUGGGAUCUUGGGCUGGAAAUCUGGCUUUAAAACAUCAGCAUCCAGAUUUUGUGUCGGAUGUUCUGAUUUUACUGGAGACAGUUGGAGCUAACUUAAACAUUGUUGACAGUAGUGGUUUGAACAAGCUGUACACGCUUGAUGAAUUCUUUGCGCUGGACAUGAAGGCAAAGGUCAUAGUUUCCAUGCAGUUACCCAAGUACAAUGCUAGCAGCCAGAGGAGUAUAAGAACAAUCAAGACAUCCCACAGGCUUCAGCAAUGCCAAGCUCAUGUUGCCAGUGGCUUCAACUUUGAACUGGAUGCCAACAACAACUUCCUGGUCAAGUCGAAACCUUCUAUUGUCAUACAAGGAAUCAGUGGCUCUCUGAUCCAUGCAGUACAGACUGAAUCUUAUCUCAUUAACAAACAACUGGGAGAUCCUACUGUGCUUGCUGGUGCACUAAGUUCACUUUCGGCUGAGCUAGUCCCAGAAACGAGUCCAACUUCGGCUAGUGCAUCCUAUCGCAAGAGCUUGGCCUUAGGUCACUUUUACAAGUUUGUUCUAGAGGCAUGUAAAACUAAGUGUGACGUCCGAUAUGUCACUGGUGGACCUGGUUUGGACAGACCACUCAUGACAGCCACACAGUCCUACGGCACUGAUGACCCCACAGUCUACCCAGCCACUAAGCCCAUGCCGAAAUUCACAGCUUAUAACCUGGCAACAGGUGAAGUGAAAUUUUUGACUGACCUUCCAGUGUUACAAGGUCAGCUGUAUGCAGCACCUGUGCUGAGCACCAUGGGAAACGCAAGACUUGCAAGCGUUGAUGCUUCUGCUGCUCUGAACAUUCCUGGGGUCGUCAAAUUUAUUCAAGCUGCUGACAUCCCAGGAGAAAAUAACUGGAGACCCAAGCCUCUAUAUGAACCCGGCGCAUAUCAAGAGCUUUUGAGUUCUGGUGAGAUUCUGUAUGCUGGACAACCCAUUGGAAUUGUGGUGGCCACUGAUGAAAUAACUGCCCAAGGUGCUCGUGGGGCCGUGAAGGUGACUUACUCAGAUGUCCAGCCUUCCAUAACAGGUGUGGAGGAAGCCAUUCAGAAAAAAUCAUUUUACCCCAAACUUGGGCCCUUCACUGCUGGUGAUCCCGCAGCUGCCAUGGCAUCAGCUCCGCACAGAAUAUCAGGUUCAAUACACAGCACUGACCAGUACAACUUUCACCUGGAGAGUCAAGCAGCGUUCUGUAGCCCCUCGGACUUGGGUGGGAUGGAUGUGUUAGCCACUAGCCAGUGGCUGGAUGCCACUUCAGAAACAGUGGCCCAACUCCUGGGGAUACAGGAAUCCAGUAUCAAUGUGGAGAUUCAAAGAUUAGGUGGAGGGUUUGGUGGCAAAAUAUUCUACAACUUACCUGUUGCUGGGAUGUGUGCCGUUGCAGCCCAGGUAACUAAAAGGCCUGUUUUGAUGAGUUUAGACUUGCACACCAACAUGCAGUUCCAAGGGAAAAGGACCCGCUAUGUAUAUCAGUAUGAGAUUGGUUUUGAUGAUGAUGGCAAGAUUCUAGCCAUUAUAGCCACAGCAUACAGUGAUUCUGGUCCCAUCUUUCUUAAGGCAGAUUGCAAUGAAGGCACUCAAAACUAUAUUGACAGUGCUUAUUUCUGCCCCAACUGGUCCUGGACUGUGCAGCCAUGUAAGACUAACAAACCAGUUCCAACUUCAGUCAGAGCACCUGGUACAGCACCAGCUAUUUAUGCUAUGGAAUGUAUGAUUGACCAUGUGGCCACAUAUUUAAAAAAAGAUCACCUUGAAGUUCGUAAACUGAAUCUUUUUGUUGAUGGUCAGACAACUCUGGGUGGUUUGGUGUUAGAGAAUUGUCUCAUUAGAGAUCUUGUCCACCAACUUGAGACAGAUAUUGAUUACCCAGCUAGAGUUCAAGCUGUCAAUGACUUUAACAAGGCAAAUCGUUGGAGAAAGCGUGGUCUGCAUGUGAUGCCAAUCAGAUAUUCCCUGAGCUGGAACAAAUUCAUCCACCACACAACUGUUGUUGUUCACCAUGGUGACGGCAGUGUUGCUAUUAGUCAUGGUGGUGUUGACAUGGGUCAAGGUAUCAACACAAAGGCCAUCCAGUGUUGUGCUUAUAAGCUUGGCGUACCCGUGGACAAAAUUAAAAUCAAGAAGACAUCAUCUUUUUUCAAUGCCAAUUCUCAUUGGACAGCAGCCACUGUAACUUCUGAGCUGAUUUGUUUGGCUGUGAUGACCUGCUGUGAUAUGUUGCUAGAACGUAUGGCACCCGUCAAGGCUAAACUGGUCAACCCAACUUGGGAAGAAAUUGUUGAGCAAUGUUUUAAGGAUAUGGUUGAUCUAACAGCAUCAUAUUUAAACCACCCAGAGGAUAAAGUUGAGAAUGCCCGUUACAAUUGCUGGAGUGCAUGUUGCACUGAGGUGGAGCUAGACACCAUCACUGGGCAGUACCAGAUAAAUCAAGUUGAUUUCCUUUACGACUGUGGCAUUAGUUUGAACCCAGAUAUUGACUUGGGUCAGCUGGAGGGCGGGUUUAUGAUGGGUUGUGGUCUGUUUCUCCUGGAGGGAAUGACCUUUGACCCAGUUACAGGAAAAGCUUUGACUGAUGGGACAUGGACUUACAAACCUCCUCUGGCAAAGGACUUGCCAAUUAAGUUCAAUGUCAAGUUUUUGAGAAAUUCACCAAAUCCAUAUGGGCUCUUGAGAUCUAAAGCUGUUGGUGAAGUUCCUGUUGCACAAGGUGCCUGUCCCCUCUUGGCACUCAAAAGGGCAGUGGAAGCUGCAAGGUUCGAGUCUGGCAUUGAAGGCUGGUUCCAGUUCAGUGCGCCAGCCAGUGUUGAACAAAUUCAAGUUUCUUGUUUAAAUGAUGUCAAAAAUUUUACAUUUGGACAUCAAGAAUAAAUUAUUUACAUUAAGCUUUUGUUAAUUUUGAGGAUUUUAUGCCUAUAGAUUCUAUUUUCUUAUUUGUAAUGAAUUUUUUUUAUUGAAAAUAUUUUAAAUAACUGUCGAGUAUCAAAAUCAGUAUUAUAUUAACAAGAGUACACUAGCUAAAUGGCAUGUAAAAUGUGUUAACCAGUGCUAGUAUGUUUGUACUAAUUAUUAACUCGCAUUUGUAACAAAUAAGUUACAAAAAAAAAAUAUCCGGUGUUUUUAUAAUUAGUAACUCAAUAAAUGUUCAUUAUUUAUUGGAUUUGCAAUGCUAAGAAGUAUUUGAACCCUUUACAGUCCUAUGCGCAAAAAUGCUCCCAAGAUUUUUCUUAAUUUGAUGCGCUCGUACUUAGUAUUUUCCAUUUAUUUAUUUGUAGAAACUAACGCCUCUCUGGUAAUUAAAUUUGGAAGAUAUCAGCAAAAAAGAGAAAUAAUAAUUUUUUUUUACAUUUUUGUUUUUUUUAUCACUAUAAUUUUUGUUUAUGUUAAAUAAUUUAUGAAAAACAUGUUGCUGUCAAUAUGAGUAAAAUUAAAACUAAUUAAAAUGCUUCUGUUGUUGAGACAGGCUUUCAUUAAAGUGAUAAUAAUAGUGGGUUGUUUUUUUUAAAAAUAUUUUUCUGGGUUUAAUAUAAUUUUUGUUAAUUAUUUGUCAAUUAUUAAGCUCUUUAAUUUCAUACU
Messenger RNA from Physella acuta, 4827 nucleotides. Its product is annotated as xanthine dehydrogenase. The record is from RefSeq and is a predicted model, not a curated record. Gene Ontology annotation, molecular function: 2 iron, 2 sulfur cluster binding; iron ion binding; FAD binding. Lineage: Eukaryota; Metazoa; Mollusca; Gastropoda; Physidae.